AUGAUGUUCCUUCUGUAUUGGCUAAACAGGUUUACUCUGCCCAACCGCUGUUUAGCAGUUCUACUUGAGUACAGACAUCUGGCAGAAGCCUUGCACAACCAUACUGAUGUUGGGCUUGGGCCUACAAUUCUGGCUCAUCUAUUCAAGAACCUGCACACUGCUACCCUGGAGAAUCCGCUGAAUCUGUCCGCUCCUGAACUAAGGUUCCCAGAUAUAGUUCUGCUUGAGGAUCAGGUUCUGGCUCAGCUAUUGAUGUCAGCAGAAGUGCCCAUGCGUUAUAUUGAAGAGUACCUGAUGUUCUUCGGGCACUGCCCGAAAAGAUCAGCAGCUCAGUGGCAAGUGGUGAUCAGGAGAACCUAUCCUUGGUUCCAGCUUGGAUACCGUUUGUUUGAGAAAGAGUCGGAAGAAGAAGCAGCAGAAUUGAUUUCAGGAAGAAAUUCCUGA
Molecule: messenger RNA, 444 nt
Organism: Prunus armeniaca (apricot)
Lineage: Eukaryota; Viridiplantae; Streptophyta; Magnoliopsida; Rosales; Rosaceae
Source: the annotation of a GenBank genome assembly